UAAAGGGUUCUUAACUUUAAUGAUCCAAUAAAUCCUCAGAACCCUGUCAGAACAUUUCCUUUUACAGACUGUUCUUCAUGCUUGGAUUUAAUCUCAAAAAUCAGAAAAAUCUUUUAAUGUUCUGUGUAGAACCCUGCAGCUGAAUGGUUCCCCAUGAGAACAGAUGUGUUAUAACAGUGUUAUAACAGUGUUAUAAAACAUUAGAACCUCUUUGGGACCCGUAAUGAUCUAAUAAAACCUUGAAAAAGUGCAUUUCAGGAACCUUUUUUUUGAGAUUCGACCUUGUACAUUUUAACACGAGGUGUUAAAGGGUUCCUUUAUGAUUUCAAACCUUUAACCUGUCCAGAGGAUCGUUCCAGGUACGAGCUUAGAACGUGUGAGAACCCUUUUUUAACAGAAUGUGUUAAUGUUUGGAUUUGAGACAUUCGCGGAACCGACAGCUGAGAUCAGAGAGGGUUCCAUAAUCAAUAAGAACCUGUUGGAUUUUAAGAACCGAGAUGAAGAACCGAGCUUUCCUUUAAAGUUCUAUACAAAAAAAAAGAAGUCUUCAGUCUGUCAGUCAGAGCAAAACGUUGCUAUAGAAACGCUGAUGAUGAUGUAACACCACAGCACUGCUAUAAUAAAUACAUUUUAAAAAGACUGUAGAGUUCUUCUUCUUUUUCUCUUUCUAAAACCCUCCAGGAGUUUUUCUAAAAGUAUUGGCACCCCUUUGCUGUUUUACGUGCUCGGGUUCUUCAACGUUCUCACUUCUGAUGUCCGUUAAGGAUUUAUUUACAGAUUUACGGAUACAGAUUUUUUCCCCGAUGGUCUAGCAGAUCGGUGCUUCUUUCCAGAUGAAUAGAAAUGUGGUUGUGAUGAAAUAUUCAUGUGUAACCUGCAGACAUUUUGUUCUCCGUGUCAACAAACAGUGUCUCGUCAUUAUUCAUUCCCAUUGUCAGAGUUUGGUGAUGACCUCCCUGUUUCUCCUGCUUUUCUUCUUCUUGUGUCAGUGACAAGCUGUUGCCUGGUCCCUCUGCGCCAGUCCCUCCCUCCAUCUCUCUCUCUCUCUCUCUCUCUCUCUCUCUCUCCUCUCCACCUGUUGAUGUUAUUGUUAUCCCUAUGGCAUUGUGCCUUCUCUCUCUUCCUCCACGCCCCUUCUCUCCUCCUGAGGGUAUAUAAAGAGAGAGAGUUCACACACACUUCACUCACACACUCACUCACACACUUCACUCACACACACACACACACACGCUUCAGCACUGCAGACUCAGCAGAGAUGUCCGUCUCUCUCUGGUGUGAGGAAGAAUCAGCGAGCUCUGGAACAUCGGUCCGAGCGUCCUUUGACCCCAACGCGUCGGGGCUCAGGGUCAUCGAGAGGCUGCUGCACUCUGAGGAGAGAUACAUCCCAUCUCCACUCUACAUCUCCCUUGUUCAGAGAGAACCCAAACGCAGGGAGGAACUCGCCAAGUGGACGCUCGAGGUGUGUUGUGAUUGCGGAUGUGACGAAGCCGUGUUUCCUCUCGCCGUCUCUCUGCUGGAUCGGUUCUUGUCCUCCACUCUGUCUCUGUCCAUCUCUCCCACGUGCCUCGCCGCCGCCUGCGUCCUCGUGGCGUCCAAACUAACGGAGAGCGAGACGGUCACUGCGCAUGCGCUGUGCGCUUCAGCCGACUACGAGUUCCUCUCGUCGGACCUGCGCGACAUGGAGCGUGUGGUGUUGGGAACGCUGCGCUGGGAUGUAGCUGGUGUCACCCCUCAGGACUUCUUCCCUCACUUCCUGUGGUGUUUGGAGGAGCUCAUGGGGGACAACGAGGACGCUGCCGACUUCAUCUCCACACUCAGACGUCACGGAGACACGCUGGCCGCCAUGUGCGUGUGCGACUCUCGCUUCCUGGGCACUCGUCCAUCUCUGGUGGCUGCUGCUGCCCUCAACUCCGCUCUCAGGGGUCUGGAGGCCAAGAGGAGGUGUGAGUUGAGUCACAUGACCUGCACGCUGGCCACACUGUGUUGCAGUGACCCGGCUGUGCUGCAGUGUUACAGCGAGCUGAUAGAUGAUGCUCUGAGAGAACGACUGAGGAACAGCAGAGAACACGAGAAGAACGGAGAGAUGGAGGACGAGAGAUCGAGCACGCCAACCGACCUGAGAGAAAUAGACUUUUGAAACAAAAUACAAAGCAAAUUGGCAAACGCACAUCUUCAUCAUCAUCAUCAUCAUCAUCAUCAGUGAAACUGGUGUAAACGCUGCAUCAAAAUGUUUCUUAAUGAUUUUAUUUAUUUAAUUUAAUAAUUAUUCUAAUUUAUUUUUUCCCUCAUUUCAGGUGUUUACUUGUUUAUCGUGAUUUGUUCUUUUGUCCUCAUUUGGUUCCGAUCGUGUGCAAUUUUGAAUUUCUAUCUGACGUUAUGUAUCGUUACGUUAUGUACUGUUAAUUUAUUAACUUUAAUAAUCUUUAUUAAUUAU
Molecule: messenger RNA, 2434 nt
Organism: Tachysurus vachellii
Lineage: Eukaryota; Metazoa; Chordata; Actinopteri; Siluriformes; Bagridae
Gene: ccndx
Product: cyclin Dx
Exons: 4
Coding region: 866-2137 (423 amino acids)
Biological process (GO): positive regulation of G1/S transition of mitotic cell cycle; regulation of cyclin-dependent protein serine/threonine kinase activity; mitotic cell cycle phase transition
Cellular component (GO): cyclin-dependent protein kinase holoenzyme complex; nucleus; cytoplasm
Molecular function (GO): cyclin-dependent protein serine/threonine kinase regulator activity
Source: RefSeq, a predicted model, not a curated record